Molecule: messenger RNA, 1319 nt
Organism: Drosophila suzukii
Lineage: Eukaryota; Metazoa; Arthropoda; Insecta; Diptera; Drosophilidae
Gene: Arp53D
Product: Actin-related protein 53D
Biological process (GO): mitotic cytokinesis
Source: RefSeq, a predicted model, not a curated record
CCUUACUGUAUAGUCCGCCCGAAACAAACAACAUAGCACACAAUAUGUCGACAUUUCACAUACCUUCCCGUAUCAAAAUCGAUAUAACAGAUAAACGGGCACAGCACAUUCUCUACAAGUACCUACAAAUACCUUCUGGAGACAUGAGUAGUAAGAAUGACAGCUCCUCCCACCAAACUGCAGUGGUCAUUGAUAACGGUUCUGGGGUUUGUAAGGCAGGAUUCUCUGCGGAAGACACUCCCCGGCUGGUCUUCCCCUCGAUUGUGGGUAGACCUCGUCACCUGAACGUUCUGAUGGAUUCUCUGAUCGAUGGUUGUGUUAUUGGCGAGGCGGCAGCAACUAAAAGGGGAAUUCUCACCCUAAAAUAUCCCAUAGAGCACGGGGUGGUCAAGAACUGGGAUGACAUGGAGAAGAUUUGGAAGCACACAUACGAACUGCUGCGGGCGGAUCCAAUGGAUUUGCCGGCACUCCUCACCGAAGCCCCUCUGAACCCGAAGAAGAAUAGGGAGAAGAUGACGGAGAUUAUGUUCGAGCAUUUUCAGGUGCCAGCUUUCUACGUGGCCAUUCAGGCCGUACUCUCCCUUUACGCCACCGGACGCACUGUGGGCAUUGUGGUGGACUCGGGAGAUGGUGUGACCCACACGGUUCCGAUCUACGAGGGAUUUGCCCUGCCCCACGCCACCGUUCGUGUGGAUUUAGCUGGCCGGGAUCUCACCGAUUUUCUGGCCAAACUGCUCUUGGAGAAGGGUGUAAAACUGGGCACUUCUGCGGAAAGGGAAAUUGUACGGGAUAUCAAGGAGAAACUCUGCUACGUUUCGAUGAAUUAUGACCAGGAAAUGGAACUUCAGCAGGAUACAUCCAGGAGUCGUGAUAAACAGGAAGAGAGCUACGAGCUUCCCGAUGGCCAGAAGAUCAGUUUGGGCAGCGAGAGAUUCCGCUGUCCGGAGGCUCUCUUCCAGCCCAGUUUGCUGGGCCAAGAGGUGAUGGGCAUCCACGAGGCCACCUAUCACUCCAUCAUCAACUGCGACAUGGAUCUACGGAAGGAUAUGUAUGCGAACAUAGUGCUCUCGGGUGGAACGACGAUGUUUCGCAAUAUCGAACACCGAUUCCUGCAAGACCUAACCAAAAUGGCACCCCCAUCCGUAAGAAUCAAAAUCAACGCCAGUCCCGAGCGACGAUUCUCCGUUUGGACGGGUGGCUCCGUUCUGGCCUCACUGACCAGUUUCCAAAAUAUGUGGAUUGACAGCAUGGAAUACGACGAAGUGGGUUCGAGCAUCGUUCAUCGCAAGUGUUUCUAGGCGAGGUUCAGAAAAAAAUCA